GUCCAGACAGAAUGACAGAUAGAGGUUAUGGCGGGGUAACUGGUUUAAGGUCACGGCAAAUUUUUUGAGCAAAAUUUGAAUAUUUGAAUGCACAUAAUCAAAUUUCAGGGGUUUCAGUUACAAAACUUUAUGUUUAUAUAACACUUCUUUAUGAUCGUAUUUUGUGUUUCCUUAUUGGUGUUGAACAUUCAAGACUAAUAUUCAAUUGAAAUAUCAUUUAAACGUAUUUUUCCAAAAAAAAAAAGAGAUUUCUUUGAGUGCGAAUAGAUUUUACCAAAUAUGCUACUGAUAAUGCUAUAUCACCGACCAAAAUUAGCCUAUUCCAGAUGAACAUUAUAUAAAAAUUCCGUUACUCGAACAUAUCUGAAUUUUCUAAAGGGAACAGCUAAAGAGAAAGUUUCUAAGUCACCAAUAACACCGUUUUGCUACGUUCCGUACUGCCGUAUUACCGUUCUAUAUACCUGUAUCUGGCCUAGUAAAUGUUGCAACAAGCAAACGUAUGAAUUUUCGACAAAAUAAUCAGUUGUAAACAUGAUAUUUAUUAUUGGGUGUGGGAUUAUAGUAUUCAUAACCGCCGUAGCUAUUGUUCGGUCGAAAAAGUCGCUAAAGACGAUUUUAGCAGAAGCAAGAUAUGAGUUGUUCUAUAAUUUCGUCGGAUCUAAGGCUAUGCUUCAGGAUUUCUUCAUGAGAAAGUCUAACAAAACUGAGCUACUAAUGAAAACGGGCAAGAAUGCUGUAAUCACUGGCGGUACAAGAGGCAUAGGUUUCGAAGUGAUAAAGAUGCUCAUGAAAUGCGACAUCAAUGUGAUAAUUGGUUGUCGUAACAUUCAACAGGGACAAGCUUUGUUGGAAAAGUUCAGAAGCGAAGAGAUAAAAACGGGUAACAUUGACGUGUUCAAACUAGAUAUAAGCGUAACAGAAUCUGUGAAAGAAUUUGUUGCCGCUGUGUCGCAGAAAUACUCCAAAAUACAUUACUUGAUAAAUAAUGCUGGAAUAAUGUUUGGACCUUACAUUGAAACUAGAGAUGGAUAUGAAUCACAAUUUUCAACAAAUUAUUUAGGACAUUUUCUUCUUACCCAUCUCUUGAUGCCACAACUAAAAGCUGCUGGAGAAGAAAAAGACAAUGCAAGAAUAGUCAAUGUAUCUUCAUGUGCUCAUGUUAUUGGAAAACUUAAAUUUGAGGAUAUCAAUAACAGGAACAGAUACAUACCAGGAGAGGCAUAUGCCCAAUCGAAGCUGGCUCAAAUACUUUUCUCAAAUUACUUGAAUAAACUAUUGGAAAAAGAAGGGGCGCACGUGCAGGUCCAUUCUGUGCAUCCAGGAAUAGUCAACACAGAUCUUUUCAAUAGUACCCAUUUGAAAAAAUUGGUACCGUGCUUACCGAAACUUUUAUUUAAGCAUCUUUCGGCACCAAGUUGUACAACGAGUCUUCUGCUCUUCCGUCACUAUGCGGUACUCACAGGGAACAAAGUUCGCGUCCUUCCUUCACUCUCAGCGUCAUCCAGUGUAAAAUUGUCCCUUUGGAAUUCUCUGUACCAUCUGAAUAUAGUCGUACAAUGAGGGCAAUCCAUCCUUUAAUGCACCAGAAAUGGGCGCGAUUCCAAUUGUACACGCCUGCCUUUCUCCCGAUCUAGAAGGAAAAGGAGGCACUUACAUCCACAACUGCAAAAUAUACUCCACUAGCGAGCGAGCUAAAUCAGAAGAUCUGCAAGAAAAACUGUUUGAAUUUACAAAGGAACUGCUUAAAAUCGAAAAAUUUUGAGUGGACAUUGUAUAUAAAAAAUUACUCUCAAUUGUUUAUGACACUAUAAUUUUAUACUGCAAUUAAAUUACAUGCAGAUCACUUCUAAACGUGUUAACUGUAUUAUAGUACCUAUUAUGAAUGGUUAAUGAUUCAGCAAUAUUUUUCAAUGCUAGUCAUGUACGGAACCGAUAUUAUGGAACACUUUUUUAUACAAAUUUUGUUAACAAUUCACGCGUGAUGUAUGAAUAAAAUAUUUUGUUCUUUUACUGUUAUACAACUUUAUUUUAGUGAUACAGUUAUUCUUUGGUUUGAA
Messenger RNA from Acanthoscelides obtectus, 2057 nucleotides. The record is from the annotation of a GenBank genome assembly. NCBI's taxonomy places the organism in Eukaryota, Metazoa, Arthropoda, Insecta, Coleoptera, Chrysomelidae.